Messenger RNA from Eruca vesicaria subsp. sativa (arugula), 894 nucleotides. The record is from the annotation of a GenBank genome assembly. NCBI's taxonomy places the organism in Eukaryota, Viridiplantae, Streptophyta, Magnoliopsida, Brassicales, Brassicaceae.
AUGGAGAUGAUAAGCUUUUGGUUUAUGAAAUCCAAUAGAAGAUCAGAGAUAGACUGGAAGCAGAGGUUUGAGAUCAUAACAGGCAUUGCUCGAGGACUGCUCUAUCUCCAUGAAGACGCCCCAAACUGCAUCAUCCACAGAGACAUCAAGGCUGGCAACAUUCUGCUUGAUGAGAAAUGGGUUCCUAAGAUUGCGGAUUUUGGGAUGGCUAGACUCUAUCAGGAAGAUGCAACACACGUCAACACCCGCGUCGCAGGAACCAAUGGUUACAUGGCGCCGGAAUAUGUAAUGCACGGUGUUCUAUCGGUGAAAGCAGACGUAUUCAGCUUUGGGGUUGUGGUGUUAGAACUCAUUAGUGGCCAGAAGAACUCGAGUUUUAGUAUGAGACACCCUGACCAGACUCUUCUUGAAUGGGUAAAGCCUUUAGUCUCUCUGGUCUCUCAUGUUCCUUUGCAUAUAAGUUAUACAAGAAAGAUGGAGAUACUAGACCCGGAGAUAGCAGCUUCAGCUGAUCCAGAACAAGUGAGACUCUGCGUUCAGAUAGGCCUUCUCUUUGUCCAAGGAGAUCCUCACCAGAGACCAGCGAUGAGACGAGUAGCUAUGCUUCUCACGAGAAAACCAGGACAUAUAGAAGAACCAGAGCGUCCUGGUGUCCCUGGAUCAACAUACCGCCGUAGAACGCAUGGUCCUUCAGUAACAUCCUCCUCGGUUGGAACAUCAUUAUCGACCACUGGAUCUAAUGCAGAUUCUUUUGGUUCGAACUUGAGAACAAACACUGGAAGCAACACAGGAAGUGGUGGAGUUACACCAGCUUCUAGGAAUCACGGUACUAGAAGUGUAGGUGGUGCGAGCUCUAGCUCAGACCCUCACGAGAAACGACCUAUGAGUUAUUAG